AUGCAAUAUGCACAGAGGGCUAGGCGAACGUGUCCUACUACGUCCAGAAAUGAGUCUCCUGUGAUCUUGCUGAGUAUUCACGCUGACGAAGCAUCACGUCCAUUUCGCGCAUUGAUGGACUCGGGCUUACAGCACAAUUUUUUCCGCGCCAAAAGUUUACUUGUUCUCCCGUCGCGGUUGCGUGUCCCCGAGGAUUCAGGGGAGAUUGUCGUCAAGUGUGCGGACGUAAAGCCCCGCACGCACUGGCAUCCUUCAUUGGUGCUUCCUUACCGGUUUGAUGCAUUCAAAAGCAGUUGA
This is a messenger RNA of Peronospora belbahrii, 297 nucleotides long. The record is from the annotation of a GenBank genome assembly. Lineage: Eukaryota; Oomycota; Peronosporomycetes; Peronosporales; Peronosporaceae.